GCUAUUGGCUGGAAGGUUUCAGGUUCCUGCGCACUGCCGAUGAACCACUCAUAAACGGUGCUCGCAGUGACUACAUCCACAAACCAACCUGUGUGGGAACAUGUCGCAGUACACGCUGGCAGUUCACGUGCAGAUCCUGCUGGCUGUGGGUCUAGCUGUAUUCUGCUAUUGUCUCGUUCUUGGCUGCAUCCUUUGCUGCCGCAGAAGAAAGAAAGUUUCAUUGGAGGACAAAGAGGCAGUUUUCUUGUCUCCACAUCCUGUGGAGAGAGUGACUGUGACGCUGACUCCUUCUCCCUGUACACAGCUUGUGAAGCAGCAAUAUGAAGAGUUGGAUGGGGAUGUGUUAGAAUUUCCUUCCUCUAAAAGCAGCUCUUCUCCCUCUGAUGAUGACCUCACUGCUCUGCCCUUUGACUCCAGCCCUACCAGGUCAGAUGAGCUGGCACAAUCUCCUAAAUCGUCUUUCCCAUUGCGGCGCCUCAGCACUCCUGCAGUUCCCUGCUCACCUAACAAACCACCAAGACACGGCCGAGCCUCUUUGCCUUCUCUUACUAGGUUGAGUUUUGUGUCCAAAUCCCGUCGAGCGAUUGGCCGGCGCAGCACUGUGAGCGGUGAAAGUUUUAUUUACAAUGAGAGCAGCUGUCUGACUGCAGGUGUUGCCAGACCUCCCGUCGAGCAGGGAGGGCCUUGCCCAUCCCAGUAUGGCUCUAACUCUCUUGCCAUCCCUUCCAAGCCAGCUCCACUCCUUCACUUCUCCGUGCUCUUCUCCCCUGCCUGCGGCACCCUGGUGGUCAACAUCCUGGGUCUCUCGGGGGUCAGUCGAAGGCGCAGUGGGGUUUUUGUUAGGGCCAGCCUUCCACCGCUCUGCCCCUCCCCUCAGCAGAUAGCUUCACGGCGGCGCAGCCUCAGCCCAGAGCUCCACAACCAGAGCUUUGUACUGCAGGUGGGCUCUGUGGAGGAGCUGCGGACCUGUACCUUGAAACUGGCUGUCUACAGUAGGGACUUCACUGGUCUAAGAGAGGCCGCGCUGGGUGUGGUGGAGUUGCCCUGUGAGCAGUUGGAUUGGGAGCCUGACAUCGCCACUACCUACACCAGGCAGCUCAGCCCAACUAAGAGCAAGCUGAAAAAGAGUCUGAGCUCUCAGGAAACGCUGGGACGCAGGAAGAGCUCUGUGUGCAUGCCUCGGGCUUUGGGGCAACUGUUCAUCCUGCUGCAGUACCAGACACUGGCCCAGCGCAUCAAGGUGAUGGUUCGAAAGGCUGAGAAUCUGGCCAAGCUCACACGGAUCCCAGGAACUCCAGACCACUAUGUUGUCAUUAACUUGCGUCAGGAUGGGAAGGUAAUUGGUACUAAGGAGACUAAAGGGGCCAGUGGUCCAAACCCCAUCUGGAACGCUCCAUUCCUAUUUGACCUGCCGCCCGGUGACAUCAGUCAGUUACCACUGGUGCUUGAAUUCAUUGUCAUGCAGGGCCGCCUCUACACUAAGAGCAGUAUUCUUGGCCGCGUGCUGAUUGGCAGCGAUGUUUCCGAGGAGGGACAGGGACACUGGAAGGAAAUGUGCAGUCGGGGACAAAUAGAAAGUACUCGCUGGCAUACUAUCCAGUCAGAUGCACUGUAAAAGUGACUGAUUGGCACACUGUGGAACUGUCCCUUUGCUGCCUAGUGAGUGUCUUUGAUGUGGAGUUAGUGGGGGAAAAACAUGUGAAGGGGAGGCAGACAGCUCAUGUUCAUCCAAAGUAUUUGUUUUGGUCUUUUUUUUUUUUUUUUUUAAAUUUUCGAUAGCAAUGAUAAUAGUUUCCAAUUACCAGUAAAUAAUCCCGAGUUAAAUAAGUACUAAAACUAUAUAAGGAAGAGACAACUUAGAUAGUCCAUGUACAUCUAGAGGCUUGUAGAAGGAAAAAAAAAAAAUCUAAUCUGCAUCCAAAGUAUGACACAGGGGGGCUGUGAAGCUGUUUUCUCCAUAUCAAUAAUAGUUUGAAUCCACGCAUUUGUUUUUGCAGUUCUUUCAACUGUGACUUCUUAAAACUGUAGUCUAUAAAACUGUUAUUAUGGAUGUUGUAGUGCUAUUUGUAUUGUGACCAGAGGCUAUGAAUGGUAAUGUUGACUAGUACAAUGAUUUCUGUUACAAAGCAUUUACAGUGUGCCUGCCACUGCUCAUUGUAUGCAGCUGUAUAUAAAUGUGCCAGUAUUUGUCCAUGUUCUACUACUCCAACUCGAAAUGCCUCAAGAGGGAAAAAUAUUUUGUCUUCUCCACAGCUACUGGAAAUAAAAAUGAGGGGACAUUUUGAUUUAGUUAUACAUUGUAGUUUUAUAUUAGCAAAUGCAUGACUUAAAAAAUAUAUCAUGCUUUCAACUAUGUAUAUUUAACGCUAAUGCAGAGCAAAUUUAUGGAAAACCCCCCUUAUCAGACCCCUUUUUUCCAUUUUGUCUGACUGUGGCAGCAUGACUUACUGUUAUUGUGCAGCAGUUUUAAAAAAACACUGUGAUUGCCUACAAUUGAAAGAAAAGUAAAUAUGAAGGAUUAAAACCAUGGCACCAAAACUAAGGAAACCAGUUAUGUUUUUAAUAAGAAUUUCAUAUUAAAAGAUAUUUGAAAAUUUUUACAGCUGCUGUAAAUGUGUGAACACUUAUCAACAUCAUUUGUGAGCAUUCACAUACAUAAUAAUGAUGAUCUAAUUUUAGCAAGGAAUUGUGUGCUUGUGUGUGUAGUAUACCGAUCAUGUGGAUGCCUGCGGUGGUCUGUGUUGUCUGAACUGUAGAUGUUUUUAGAAGAUUUAAAAACAUCAAUAAAGGAUAUUUUUUUUUUCCAAGUAUAAACUGAUUCUAUUAAAAACUUAUCAGUCAGUGAAACCAUUUCCUGAUGGUGUGUUCAGGGACACAAAGACAACAGAAAGCAGCGGUCUAAAUAAUAAAGUCAUCAUCAAGUCAUUAUCAGUUGUGAUAAUGUCUGGUGUCUCAUGAAUACUAGCUCAUCAUUAAUGUUCGUAAUGAUUUUCCCACUUUAACAAUUUUAUGGUAUUUGUUGUGGAAAAAAAUAUUUUUCAUGUUAGCUUUGAAUUGUAAUGUUUACUUUUUAGUGAAGAUGUUUUUACUGUUGGAAUUCUACAAAUCUUUAACCUGCAAUCUUUUUAAUGGACACCAGGGGGUGACAAGUAUCCUGCAAGGCCAAAUAUGUAUAAACAGCUUACAAGUAAAUUCGGCCUAUACAGAAGAAGCCGAAAAGGCUGCCCACUCUCUCCCUUUUUUUCAGUUUGGCCACUGAACCUCUCAGUCAGAAGGAGUAAGGAGUUUUAUUGAAUUGAUAAAGCAAAAACUAGCAACAGAAUCUUGUUACAUGCCGACGACAUUAUUUUAUAUUUGACUAAUCCAGAGAACUGAGGUUGAGUAGGAUAUACCCUAACCCAUCCUCUAAAUGCCACAGGUGCAAAACCUACACUGGAUCAAUCAUUCAUAUUUUUGGGAAUGUAGAAAAUUAAAACACUUCUGGAAAGAGGUGUGUGACUUGACUGUUACAGUCUUGGAAUGCUUGAUGGACAUGUGACCAGUAAGAUACCUUUUUGGUACAGAACUAGAAAAGACACUGGACCCUAGUUCAAUGAAAAGGAUUAGCAUGCAACAAAGAAAUGCAUCCUGCUUAACUGGAACCAGCAAACCCAAAACCUUCACUCUGUGUAAACAGAUUCUGAAUAAUACACUUUGAUUGGAGCAACACAUAU
Archocentrus centrarchus (flier cichlid) is the source of this 3713-nucleotide messenger RNA. RefSeq names its product synaptotagmin-5. The transcript is spliced from 5 exons. Gene Ontology annotation, biological process: vesicle fusion; calcium ion-regulated exocytosis of neurotransmitter. NCBI's taxonomy places the organism in Eukaryota, Metazoa, Chordata, Actinopteri, Cichliformes, Cichlidae. Gene Ontology annotation, cellular component: exocytic vesicle; plasma membrane; synapse. Bases 101 to 1615 code for a protein of 504 amino acids. Gene Ontology annotation, molecular function: SNARE binding; calcium ion binding; calcium-dependent phospholipid binding. The record is from RefSeq and is a predicted model, not a curated record.